AUGUCAACCUUCGACCCUAUGGGGCUGGCAUCACCCGUGCUAAUAGAAGGGAAAGCGCUCAUUCAGAGCAUUUGGCGGAGCGGGAUCGACUGGGACGAUGUCAUCCUGGAAAAGGACGAGGUGGCGUGGAAACGCUAUAUGGAGAACCUUCGCAUGUUGCAAGGCCUCCGAAUAGCAAGGUGCUUCUCGUGCUGCAGCACUGAGGGGGAGCUGCACACGUUCACCGACGCCAGCGAGAAGGCCUACGCGUGUACAGUCUAUUGGCGUCAAAAGACAGACGAGAGCACCUACCGCGUCACGCUUCUAGCAGGGAAAGCCAGGGUGACCCCACUGAGACCAGUCUCUAUCCCAAGGCUGGAGCUGCAAGCUGCACUGCUGGGGACAAGGAUGGCGCAGGCGAUAGCGAACGAAUUGGACAUCGCGGUCGGCAGAAGGACGUACUGGACUGACUCCAGUACAGUUCUGACAUGGAUAAAGACCGACCCACGCACGUUCAAACCUUUCGUUGCGCACCGACUCGCCGAGAUAGAAGAGUCAACGAAGCCCCAAGAAUGGCGAUGGGUGCCUGGCUCGCAAAACCCAGCAGACGACGCAACUAGGGAGGCGCCGGCGGAUUUCGACCACACGCAUCGGUGGUUUAAUGGACCCGAGUUCCUGACGUGGGAUGAAUCGCGCUGGCCCAAGCCGCGAACAUUCAAGCAAGAACCGUCUGGAGAAGAGAAAGAGGCCUUCCUGGUCGCCACUGCGAGGACCGCUGACGCUAGACCCACGCCCGAUCCGCACAGAUUCUCGAGCUGGGUCAAGUUAUUGAGAGCAACAGCCAGGGUCCUCCAAUUUAUCGAGCUGUGUCGACCCCGGAAGGAGAGCGCCUGCGUGUCCAGACAAUUGGAGCAGCAAGAUCCCACGUGGAGGACGACGCGAGCGAAGCAGCCCCGAUCAACAUGGAAGAUAAGGACUCCAGAAGCACCUACAGAAGCGUGGCUGCCGCUCGAUCCGCCCCACUUGAAGAAGGCGGAGAAGAUCCUACUGAGAAGCAGCCAAGGAGAGAGCUUCGGUGAAAAAGAUCCCGAACGUCACCCCAAGUUGCGACGGCUCGACGUCGUGAUCGAAGAUGGCCUGUUGCGCCUUCGCGGACGUAUCGACGCAGCGCAAUACAUAGAUGCAGGCUGCAAGCGACCGAUCGUGCUGGACGGAAAGCACGUGAUAGCGAGAUUAUUGAUCAAACACUAUCACGAGGCGUUCCAGCACGGUAACCACGCAACGGUGAUGAACGAGGUGCGGCAGCGCUACUGGAUCCUAGGUCUAAGAUCGAUCAUUCGAGCGACGGCCGUCCGAUGCCAGUGGUGCAAGGUCUAUCGGAGUACACCACGCCUACCGCCCACCGGAAACCUGCCGAUAGAGCGGCUACGACAUGGAGAGCCGCCGUUCACCUGUGCUGCCGUCGAUUACUUCGGGCCGAUGACGGUGACUGUAGGACGACGUCACGAGAAGAGGUGGGGCGUGCUGUUCACAUGCCUCACCACGAGAGCAGUUCACAUGGAGCUAGCAGCGUCACUGACGGCAGACUCAAUGCUCGACAAUGGGACUAACUUCGUCGGCGCUAACAAGGAGCUCAAGCAGGCGAUCGAGAACGCGAGGGAAACAGACGUCGUGUCACGGGCCGCUCAGAUGAACAUAAAAUGGAAGUUCAUCCCGCCAGGAGCGCCGAAUAUGGGAGGCGCGUGGGAACGCUUGGUGCGGUCCGUGAAGACCGCGCUGGCGGUCACACUGAAGGAAAGACACCCGAGGGAAGAAGUUCUGCACACUCUUCUGUUGGAGGCAGAGCACGUCAUCAACUCGCGACCGCUCGUCGCUAGGGAAGAGAGUUGGGAGUUAGAAGCACUCACGCCGAACCACUUUCUCAUAGGGAGGUCCUGCGGAGCUCCGAGCAUCGGCGACUACAGAGACGAAGACCUGACCGGCAAAAGGACAUGGAGAGUGGCGCAGCGUAUGGCAGACCACUUCUGGAGUAGGUGGGUCAAGGAAUACCUGCCCACGCUGCUGCCCAGGAAGAUCGACGGGAGAGCAGCUGGCGAGGACUUGCAGUGUGGGGAUACCGUCCUCAUAGUGGACUCCACGCUGCCACGCAACACAUGGCCGCGCGGGCAAGUUGUCCACACCUACCCAGGUCCCGACAACCGUGUACGAACCGUCGACGUCAGAACGAGCGGCGGUUUGCUUAAGAGACCUGCCUCCAAGAUGAUCCUACUGGUGCCUGCAACGAGCGACGAGCCCACGCCCAUAGAGUCGCCACGACAAGGAGUCGGUGCUACGCACGAGGGGGAGGAUGUGCCCCCUUCGAAUAAUUCGGGGGCGGACAUUCGUGCUACCGUGUCAAAUAUGAGGAGGAACGACGCGACCCUCAGCUCUGACGGUGCUCAAGGCCGGGUCUGGGAUUUAGCUUUCGGUGUUCUGGCGGAUCGACGGGAGAAUAACUUCCCCCAAUCUCUUCGGCUUGUGUUCAAGUUUUCGUCAAUCGCUGCACAAAAAGGUGGUGAGAAUGAAUCAAUUUACCAUAGUUCAUUGAAUGUCGGCAAGAACGUUAAUGUAGAUAACUAUGAACUAUAUAAUGUUGUUCAUUUAAUACCCUAA
Bombyx mori (domestic silkworm) is the source of this 2631-nucleotide messenger RNA. RefSeq lists its product as uncharacterized. Lineage: Eukaryota; Metazoa; Arthropoda; Insecta; Lepidoptera; Bombycidae. The record is from RefSeq and is a predicted model, not a curated record. The coding region runs from base 1 to 2631 and encodes 876 amino acids. The transcript has 5 exons. Gene Ontology annotation, biological process: DNA integration. Gene Ontology annotation, molecular function: nucleic acid binding.